CGCGCGUGCGCACUGGGGCCCCUAACAGAGGGCUGACGGCUUGGAGCCCAGGGACCAGCGGAUGGACUGACGGACUGACUGACUGACUGAGGGAGUGAGACAGGGGCGGACAACCGGAGGCACGAGUCCCACGGGGGGCCCCGGCUCAGCCCCAGCCGGGGAGCCUCCCUGAAGGCCACGCGGGUGGGGUCUGCAGCUGCUCCCCGGCCUUUCUGGCAGAAUGUCAGGAAGCCACACCCCUCCUGCUGGGGGCCCCUUCUCAGCCUUGACCCCAAGCAUAUGGCCCCAGGAGAUACUGGCCAAGUAUUCCCAGAGGGAAGAGCUUUGUGAGCCGAAGGAGAUGCGAUACGAUGAGUUUGGCUUCCGAGUGGAUAAGGAAGCAGACGAAGCCAACCCCGGCCCGCUGUUGGGCGCGCCCCUGGCGGAGGACCCCCAGCAGAGGCUAAGGUGGCAAGCCCACCUCGAGUUCACGCACAACCACGACGUGGGCGACCUCACAUGGGACAAGAUCGAGAUGUCCCUGCCGCGCUCCGACAAGCUCUACUCCCUGGUGCUGGGCGGCAUCCCUCACAGCAUGCGGCCUCAGCUGUGGAUGCGUCUCUCGGGGGCCCUGCAGAAGAAGCGCGGCUCCGACACGGCCUACAGGGACAUCGUCAAGAACAGCUGCGAUGACGAGACGCUGGCGGCCAAGCAGAUCGAGAAGGACCUGCUCCGCACCAUGCCCAGCAACGCCUGCUUCUCUGCCAUGAACAGCGUCGGGGUGCCCCGGCUGCGCAGGAUCCUCCGAGGGCUGGCCUGGCUCUACCCCGACAUCGGCUACUGCCAGGGCACCGGCAUGCGGCCCGUCCCCCCGCAGGUGGCCGCCUGCCUGCUGCUGUUCCUGGAGGAGGAGGACGCCUUCUGGAUGAUGUGCGCCAUCAUCGAGGACCUGGUGCCCGCCGCCUACUUCAGCACCACGCUGCUGGGCGUGCAGACGGACCAGCGGGUGCUGCGCCACCUGAUCGUGCAGUACCUGCCGCGGCUGGACCGGCUGCUGCAGGAGCACGACAUCGAGCUGUCGCUCAUCACCGUGCACUGGUUCCUGACGGCCUUCGCCAGCGUGGUCCACAUGAAGCUGCUGCUGCGCAUCUGGGACCUCUUCUUCUACCAGGGCUCCCUGGUGCUCUUCCAGACCACCCUGGGCAUGCUGCGGAUGAAGGAGGAAGAACUGAUCCAGUCGGAGAACUCAGCCUCCAUCUUCAACACGCUGUCGGACAUCCCGGCCCAGAUGGGGGACCCCGAGGCGCUGCUGGCCGAGGCCAUGCGGCUGGCCGGCUCCCUGACGCACGUGGCCGUGGAGGCCCAGCGCCGCAAGCACCUGGCCUACCUCCUGGCCGACCAGGGCCAGCUGCUGGGCCCCUGCGCCGCCACGAACCUCACCAAGGUGGUCCGGCGCAGAACCCAGCGCAGGAAGUCGGGCCUCGCCUCCCUGCUCUUCGGGGACGAGGACCUCGAGGCCUUGAAAGCCAAGAACAUCAAGCAGACCGAGCUGGUGGCCGACCUGCGCGAAGCCAUCCUGCAGGUGGCCCGCCACUUCCAGUGCGUAGACCCCAAAAACGGCGCUGUGGAGCUGACCCCCGACUACACCAUGGAGAGCCACCAGCGCGACCACGAGAAGUACGCGGCGUGCUUCCGCGGCCAGCGGCGCCGGGCCAAGGCCCUGCUGGACUUCGAGCGCCACGACGACGACGAGCUGGGCUUUCGCAAGAACGACGUCAUCACGAUCGUCUCGCAGAAGGACGAGCACUGCUGGGUGGGGGAGCUGAACGGCCUGAGAGGCUGGUUUCCCGCCAAAUUCGUGGAAGUCUUGGACGAACGCAGCAAAGAGUACUCUGCGGCUGGAGAUGACUCGGUGACCGAAGGAGUCAUGGACUUGGUGCGAGGGACUCUGUGUCCGGCCCUCAAGUCCAUCCUGGAACACGGCCUGAAGAAGCCGUCCCUGCUGGGGGGCCCCGGCCACCCGUGGCUGUUCAUCGAGGAGGCCGCGGGCCGCGAGGUGGAGCGGGACUUCGACUCCGUCUACUCGCGCCUGGUUCUCUGCAAAACUUACAGGUUAGACGAGGACGGCAAAGUGCUGACCCCCGAGGAGCUGCUCUAUCGGGCCGUUCAGUCCGUGAACAUGACGCACGACGCGGCGCACACCCAGAUGGACGUCAAGCUGCGCUCCCUCAUCUGCGUGGGGCUCAAUGAGCAGGUCCUGCAUCUGUGGCUCGAGGUGCUCUGCUCGAGCGUGGCCACGGUGGAGAAAUGGUACCAUCCGUGGUCCUUCCUGCGCAGCCCGGGCUGGGUCCAGAUCAAGUGCGAGCUUCGAGUCUUGUGCUGCUUUGCCUUCAGUCUCUCUCAGGAUUGGGAGCUUCCCAUCAAGAAAGAGGAAAAGGAGAAGAGACCCUUGAAAGAAGGCGUGCAGGACAUGCUGGUGAAACACCACCUCUUCAGCUGGGACAUAGAUGGGUGACCCCCGUCCGGGACCCUCCCCCACCCAGGGCGCCCUGGGAGUUAUGGGGCGGCAGGAGGGAGCCCCGAACCAGCGGGGCGGGCCUUGCCAUCCGGUGGCCUUUUCCUCCGUCUUUGCUCAGGUGGGAACAUUGAGAGAGCCGGCGGAGGACGCUCUUGGCAACAGUGACAGGACCUUUAUUUUGGUUUAUAAAUAAACAGCAUAUUGUGAAA
This is a messenger RNA of Sarcophilus harrisii (Tasmanian devil), 2706 nucleotides long. RefSeq names its product small G protein signaling modulator 3 (gene SGSM3). The coding region runs from base 221 to 2494 and encodes 757 amino acids. Gene Ontology annotation, molecular function: protein binding. The record is from RefSeq and is a predicted model, not a curated record. The transcript is spliced from 22 exons. NCBI's taxonomy places the organism in Eukaryota, Metazoa, Chordata, Mammalia, Dasyuromorphia, Dasyuridae.